UCCAUUAGCGACGAUGGCUCGUACCAAGCUAGUUGCUCUUGCCUUCGUAGUUUUGCUAAGCAUUGGCCUCUCUGAGGCAGGCCGAUUCUUGACGUCUGGUGGUGGUGGUGGAGGUGGCGGUGAAGGUGGGGGUGGUGGCUCCGGAAAUGGCUCCGGCUCCGGCUAUGGUUCCGGGUCGGGUUAUGGUGAAGGAGGUGGAUCUGGGGCCAGUGGUGGAGGCUAUGGAAGUGGUGGAGGUGGUGGCGGCUCCGGCGGCGGCAGUGGAAACGGAAGCGGGUCUGGAUACGGUGAGGGAGGAGGUGCCCAGGGAAGAGGGUAUGGAAGCGGCGGCGGUGGCGGUGGCGGUUCGGGCUCUGCGUCAGGCUCGGGAUCAGGGUAUGGAUCUGGUUAUGGGAGUGGUGGGGGACACGGUCAACCUUAAAUCCUAUACACCUAUGAUCGCAUGAAGCUCUUCCCGUAUCUUUGAUGUUUCUGCGCUCCCUUUCCGUUUCCCUAUCAUUUUCUAUUUUCCCUUUCAGGGAUGUGUCUGUGAGUUUGGUUGUAAUCAAUAAUUAACUGGUGAUAAGCUCCAGCCUGUACUACUUAAUAAAUAAAGGAAAGGCUUCUGUUCAUUAUUAAACA
Messenger RNA from Elaeis guineensis (African oil palm), 621 nucleotides. RefSeq lists its product as uncharacterized. NCBI's taxonomy places the organism in Eukaryota, Viridiplantae, Streptophyta, Magnoliopsida, Arecales, Arecaceae. The record is from RefSeq and is a predicted model, not a curated record.